Messenger RNA from Xenopus tropicalis (tropical clawed frog), 2543 nucleotides. It is a transcript of the gene hnf4g, whose product is annotated as hepatocyte nuclear factor 4 gamma. The record is from RefSeq and is a predicted model, not a curated record. Lineage: Eukaryota; Metazoa; Chordata; Amphibia; Anura; Pipidae. Gene Ontology annotation, molecular function: sequence-specific DNA binding; RNA polymerase II cis-regulatory region sequence-specific DNA binding; DNA-binding transcription factor activity. The transcript has 10 exons. Bases 225 to 1445 code for a protein of 406 amino acids. Gene Ontology annotation, biological process: DNA-templated transcription; intracellular receptor signaling pathway; regulation of DNA-templated transcription. Gene Ontology annotation, cellular component: nucleus.
UGAUGGAAGGCAGCCCUGUCGCCAUUGAGCAAAGCUAAUAUUCUAUAGCAUAUGGCUGAGACUCCUCCAGGGAAUUUCAAAAUAUAGAAAUCCUGACUGGGAAAAGUUAUCCCCUGACACGACAGACUAGAAUUUGGACUCUGUAAUCAGAGGAAUGAAAUUGCGGUGAUCUCAUAUUACAGCAUCAGAUCUAAAAGGAUAGUUCCCCUGAAGGAUCGGCCAACAUGAAUUCAUUAGACAAUGGGAUUAACAGCAUGUGUGCAAUAUGUGGAGACAGAGCUACUGGAAAGCAUUAUGGUGCAUCGAGUUGUGAUGGCUGUAAAGGAUUCUUCAGAAGAAGCAUUAGGAAAUGCCAUGUUUAUUCCUGCAGGUUUAGUCGGCAGUGCAUAGUCGAUAAAGACAAAAGGAAUCAGUGCAGAUAUUGCCGUCUAAAAAAAUGUUUCAGGGCUGGAAUGAAGAAAGAAGCAGUUCAAAAUGAAAGAGAUCGGAUAAGCACGCGGAAAAGCGCAUUUGAAGGAAGCAUCAUUCCCUCCAUUAACACACUGUCACAGGCAGAGGUUCUCUCUCGGCAGAUCACUGCCUCAAGCCCAGAUGCAAAUACAGAAAUAAAUACUAAGAAAAUUGCAAGUAUUAGUGAUGUUUGCGAGUCCAUGAAGGAGCAACUGCUGGUGUUAGUUGAGUGGGCAAAAUACAUCCCUGCCUUUUGUGAGCUGCCUUUGGAUGAUCAGGUUGCCUUAUUGAGAGCACACGCUGGAGAACAGCUCUUGCUGGGGGUGACCAAACGAUCUAUGGUUUUCAAAGAUAUUUUAUUUUUAGGUAACAACUAUGUCAUUCACCGGAAUUGCUCAGAAAUGGAAAUAAGUCGCGUAGCCAGCAGAGUAUUAGAUGAACUUGUGCUGCCUUUCCAAGAAAUACAGAUAGAUGACAAUGAGUAUGCAUGCUUAAAAGCAAUUGUAUUUUUUGAUCCAGAUGCCAAAGGACUAAGCGAUCCUAUAAAGAUUAAGACUAUGCGUUAUCAAGUUCAAAUCAGCUUGGAAGAUUACAUUAAUGACAGACAAUAUGAUUCAAGAGGAAGAUUUGGAGAACUGCUUCUACUUUUACCCACACUACAGAGUAUUACUUGGCAGAUGAUUGAACAGGUUCAGUUUGUUAAGUUGUUUGGAAUGGUAAAGAUUGACAAUCUUCUCCAGGAAAUGUUAUUAGGAGGUUCGGCUAAUGAAGCAAGUCAUAUUCAUCAUCAAGGGCACCCUCAUUUCUCUCAAGACCCUUUGCUGGGUCAGACUCUAUUGAUAAGUUCUGCUUCUAUCCAUUCUGACCAGAUUGCUACUCCAGAGACUCCCUUACCUUCUCCACCCCAGGGAUCAGCACAGGAACAUUAUAAAAUAUCCACAAACCAUGCAACAGUUAUCACACAUCAGUCUAUCCUAAAGCAGAAACAGUUAUGAAAUAUAUAUAAAUAUAUAUAAAGGAACUCUGAACAUAAAUGAGAAGAUUCGCCAACAGCAAAACCAAAAAUUGUAAGUGAAUUUUGAAAGGGAUACCUGAAAAUAUGUGUAACAUAUAGGAUUAACUGGAUGUGCUUGUUUUUGUUGUGAAUACUUUUACAGUUCCACAAAUGUAAGUUUUAUUAUGUAGAUUUUGUAUCCAAUGUCUUGAGCUCAUUUUAUUUACUAUAAUUAAUAUUCUGUACUGUAUAUUGCUCUAUGUUUUUCUUUGUAAUAAUUUUUAAGCCUGCAUUUAAUAAACAUGUAUAAUGUUUAAUUUAUACCAUCCAUAUGAAGUCUGCAAUAAAGGUUUCUUGUAAUUAAUUUAUGUGAAUAAAGGGUUUUAUGAUCAAUAAAAAUGUAACUAUUAUGACCAAAGCUGCAAUUAUGGUUCCCUUAAGCAGUAGUGCUUUCAGUUCAAGAUUAAACUUUCUAGGUGGCUUAAUAUAUAAGGGAAACACACUGGGGAGACAAUAUGUCAGGAUCUCCCCCCCCCCCCCCCCCCCCCCAGUAUGUUGAAUCACUAGCUUUUUUCCCCACACCAAGUUCCUGCUGAGAAAAAAAUUGCAUCUUUAUAUCUAAGUGCUGCCAUUUUUUAGCAUUUUGCAAGGCUCCCUCGCGGCUAUCUAGGCUUGUAGAUGUGCGGUUAAGUAAAAUUGUAAAAUAUUAUUAUUAUUAUUGUAUGCAUGUGCCCUCAGUGCCUUACUGUGUGCAUUGCAGUUGCAUCUAAAGAAUAGGGCAGAAGUGUCUCGUUGGCAAUGCAGUGCAAGUGCCCAUCACAACUCCCCCAGGGAAUUCCUGGAAAAAAUGCCACAUUUGCGCAAUUGUGCUUUGCUCACUGUACUUGCAGGCAUGAAGGCCCCCUUAUGAAUCUGAAGAAGAUUUUAUACACCGGAGGGUGCUUCUCCCCUUGUAUUUCCAAAUGUUUGUCCUGUAAACGUGUAUUUUAAUUGUUAGAGAACACUGUCAAAUACACAUUUUAUAGACUGCACUGUCAUGUUAUUUGCUGUAUAUUAUAAAUAACAACAUAUGCUGUAAAUAAACUCUGAAGUAUGGUUA